This is a messenger RNA of Parathielavia appendiculata, 1770 nucleotides long. RefSeq names its product mitochondrial carrier. Gene Ontology annotation, biological process: GPI anchor biosynthetic process; mitochondrial L-ornithine transmembrane transport. The coding region runs from base 52 to 1770 and encodes 572 amino acids. NCBI's taxonomy places the organism in Eukaryota, Fungi, Ascomycota, Sordariomycetes, Sordariales, Chaetomiaceae. Gene Ontology annotation, molecular function: L-ornithine transmembrane transporter activity. The record is from RefSeq and is a predicted model, not a curated record. Gene Ontology annotation, cellular component: endoplasmic reticulum membrane. The transcript has 4 exons.
CCAUACUCCGGAGCCUCUCCCCUUUCCAAAUCACCUCCAUCAGCGCCGACAAUGCCCCUCGUCGACCCAGUAACAAUGCCGUCCACAAUCGCAAAGGGCGUCACCGCCCAAGCGCAAGCGACUUCCUCGAGAACCACAUCUACUCCGCCAUUAGCAACCUACGCCCUGUACCCCGUACAGAUUAAACAAACCCCCCUGGCCCAAGCCGCGCGAUACGCCCUACCAGCCUUGCUAGCAGGCAUCUUUGCAGUGCGCUUCCGCGCCCUCGUCGCCGAUCCCGUCUCGACAAUGUCCACCACCCUUCCACUGACCGCCGCGCUGCAGGUUGCCUACGCAGUCCUCUGUCUGCCCGUGGCUGGGUCGCAGGGCGGCGGUGGUGCAAAGGGCGCGCGGAAACACAAGGCGAGGCCCGGGGAGGGCGGUCCGGGUUCGAAGAAGCGUCCUGAGGGGACAGGCCCGAGUGCCGUUGUUACCUCGCUGCUCUCUCUCCUGCUCUCGCUCCUAAUCACGCCCUUCCUUUACGCCGCCAUGGUCCUGUUCGGCGCGCCCUUCCUCACUCACGGCGCGCACACCCUGCUCUGCGCCGCGCACCUCGCCGUGCUGGCGCUGUUUCCGCUGUUCUACAUACAUGGCGUCGACGGGGCGGCAUGGGCGGCCGUCGGCAGCUUCAGCGCGCCGCUGGAUGAGACGUUUGGCGGGCUGGUCGGCGGCGUGGUGGGGGCUUGGCUUGGGGCCGUACCGAUCCCGCUGGACUGGGACCGCGACUGGCAGAGCCCAAUAACGGGCAACACGACCAUGCAACCUCCCACCGCGGCCGCGUCGCCCGCACAACCGCCCGACCAAUCGCCUGCUCAUUAUCAAGAGAAGGCCCCCAGCAACUACAAAGGCUUCGUAGCCGGCGUCUUCUCCGGGAUAGCCAAGCUCGCCGUCGGCCACCCCUUCGACACAAUCAAAGUCCGCCUCCAAACAACCACCUCAACGCGCUUCUCCGGGCCGCUAGCAUGCCUAACCCAGACGCUACGCAACGAAGGGCUCGUCGGCUUGUACAAGGGCGCCACCCCUCCCUUAGUCGGCUGGAUGUUCAUGGACAGCGUCAUGCUCGGCUCGCUGUCCGUCUACCGCCGGCUGCUCCACGAGAACCUAUUCAACCCGCCCUGGCACCCGCUGCACGACCCAACCACCCCGCUCCCCGCGCACGGCCACGGCCUGGCGGGCAUCCUGGCCGGCGCGACCGUGAGUUUCGUGGCGGCGCCCGUGGAGCAUGUGAAAGCGCGGCUGCAGAUCCAGUAUGCCGCGAAGAAGAGCGAGCGGUUGUACAGCGGGCCGGUGGACUGUGUGCGCAAGGUAUGGAGACACCAUGGGAUUGGGGGGGUGUACCACGGGUUGCAGGCGACCUUGUUGUUCAGGAGCUUCUUCUUUUUCUGGUGGGGGAGCUAUGACUUGUUUUCGCGGUGGAUGAGGCAGCAUACGAGCCUGAGCGCGCCGGCCAUCAAUUUCUGGGCGGGCGGGCUGAGCGCCCAGGUGUUUUGGGUCUUUAGCUACCCGAGCGAUGUGGUCAAGCAGCGGAUCAUGACGGAUCCCCUAGGAGGCGGUCUGAAUGACGGGGUGAGGAGGUUCCCCAGGUGGAAGGACGCUGCCAAGGCGGUUUACCGCGAGAGCGGUGCCAUGGGGUACUGGCGCGGAUUCCUGCCUUGCUUUCUCAGGGCGUUCCCUGCGAACGCCAUGGCGCUGGUUGCGUUUGAGGCGGCGAUGCGGGCGUUGCCGGGAUGA